This is a messenger RNA of Exophiala spinifera, 333 nucleotides long. RefSeq lists its product as uncharacterized. Bases 1 to 333 code for a protein of 110 amino acids. The record is from RefSeq and is a predicted model, not a curated record. Lineage: Eukaryota; Fungi; Ascomycota; Eurotiomycetes; Chaetothyriales; Herpotrichiellaceae. The transcript is spliced from 3 exons.
AUGUCUCAAAACGUAGAUAUCACCAUGGCCAACGGCCUACCCAAAGGUACUUCCCUGCACCACUCACAUGAAUGUGCUAGAGCCAUUGCUAACACUGGUGGAGGCAUCGAACUCCCAACGUUUCCGGUGGAGAUAUGGGUCGACCGCCCGAAGGGCGAAUCUCUAGACGACAAGGACGACGAGGACGACGAGGACGACGAGGACGACGAGGACGACGAGGACGACGAGGACGACGAGGACGACCAGCUUCUGCUGAUCCUCCGCUAUAGGCGGGAGGCCUUGCUCGCGCUAGUCAACUCCGUGUGGGUUGACCAGCUCGGGCAGGUCGUGUAG